AAAAAUCUAGCUGGCUGCUUUCUUGGUUACGUGGUUUCCCAUUUCCGAUGAUUUCUCCCUCUCAGUGAAUUCCAAAGGACAAACGAAGAACGACGAUAGAACUCUCUUCAUUUUCAAUUUUCAAUUUCAAUUCCUUUGCAGCUUCGCUUACUAUUCAGAUUCAGACACACAAGCAUACCCUCUUCUCCCAUUCUGGAGCAAGGUUCUUCAUAUCUUGGGAGGAUUUGAGAUUAAGGUACAGUUCAAGGAGCUUUCAUUUGUUUUGAGAGAUGGGGGAGAAUUGACUUUGAGCUUCUCAGAGACUCCGCUCUACUUGUAAUCUCAUGCAGCGGAGCUUCUCUGAGCUACAUGUAUAAGCAAGAUGAUUGAACAAUUCAUAAAUUUCAUUAUUAGGCCUCCCAGGGCUGAGUAUGAUCCAGAGCAGUAUCUAUGGGAAAAGGAAUUCACCCUUGCAGGAAAAACAUACCAAAGGCAGGAUUUGGAGGCAACUCAAGAAUGCCAGAGGCUAUACCUUGCAGUGUAGUCAUUAUCUCCCUUCACCUUUCCCUGAAGAUACUUCUCUUCCUUGUGUUAUAUAUUGCCAUGGAAAUAGUGGAUGUAGGGCAGAUGCCAAUGAAGCUGCUGCUAUUCUUCUUCCAUCAAAUAUUACUGUUUUUACUCUUGACUUCUCAGGGUCAGGCUUAUCUGAUGGAGACUAUGUUAGCCUUGGUUGGCAUGAAAAAGACGAUCUCAAGGUGGUGGUGUCGCAUUUAAGAAGCAACAAACAAGUAUCUCAUAUAGGUCUCUGGGGACGAUCAAUGGGUGCAGUUACUAGCCUUCUUUAUGGAGCUGAAGACCCUUCUAUUGCUGGAAUGGUGUUGGAUAGUGCCUUUUCAAACUUAUAUGAUCUGAUGAUGGAGCUAGCUGAUGUCUAUAAAAUUCGACUUCCAAAGUUCACUAUCAAAAUGGCUGUACAAUACAUGCGGCGGGUUAUUGAGAAGAAGGCAAAGUUUGAUAUUAUGGACCUGAACUGUUUGCUGGUUGCACCGAAGACAUUCAUUCCCGUUUUAUUUGGACAUGGUAAUGAUGACGAAUUCAUUCAGCCUCACCACUCUGAUCUUAUCUCUGAAUCUUAUGCGGGAGAUAAAAAUAUCAUAAAAUUUGAUGGUGAUCACAACUCCUCUCGACCACAGUUCUUUUAUGAUUCAGUUUCCAUUUUCUUCUACAAUGUCCUCCGCCCUCCUCACAUUCGUAUAGCUCGUAAGCUUGAGAAAUAUUACAAUUUGGGGGAUUUAAAACUUGGUUCUGCUAGGAAUGAGAGCCUGUUAUAUGAGAUACUCUAUAGUCUACGGUCUGCAAUUACUGAUGCUGCAAGUUCAUCUUCUGCUCCUCCAAGCAUUUCAAACUCAACCACAACAUCAAUUAGUGAAUUUCUUUCAGAAGUUGCGCCUGCGACUGCUGCAGAUUCCAUGAUUAGAGAAGACACAACGCAUGGCUAUGAUGAACCUGGCCAUGAUGAGCCUGCUAAUGUAAAGGAUGAGCAAAAUGGCCUGCCUGAAGAUUAUUACUCAUUUACUAGCUCAACUAGAGAAAGCUGGGGCAGAUGUUCUUCUUUAGGACUCAGUGAUGCAGAAUCUUAUGCAGAUGUUGGUGGUGAUGAUAAUGGUUCUGAGGUAUUUGCAACAGCUCCGGGAAGCAUGAGAGAAAUAUUGGCAGACCCAAAAGAAGUUGAAAAGAGUCAAAAGAAGAAUAAAGCUGAAAAAGUUCCAAAGAAGCUUAGGUCUGACAGAUUUGAGAGGUUGGAGUCCCUCAGUCGACGCCUGCGACUUUGCAUUUUGAAGGGAUCUGCCCAUCGAAGACAUAAGUCUCUUGACAUGUCUUGAAUGCUGUUGUUGUGUCAUAUAGUUCAUCGAACUGUAUUUGUUUUCAUAACAUCAAUGUAACACUAUUGUUUUUAGGCAGUCCAUGAAAUUCAACUUGUUUGUAGGUGGACUAGUUGGUUCUCUUUCUUUUUUUGGGUACUUGGUUCUCUUUUAGGAAAUGUUCAACAUGUACUUAAGUGCAAAAAUAAUGGUCUCUCUCUCUGGCUCUGCUUUCACUACUUGGUUUAUGGUGGCAAGAAUGUGACUCAUUACUC
This is a messenger RNA of Gastrolobium bilobum, 2116 nucleotides long. RefSeq lists its product as uncharacterized. The transcript is spliced from 14 exons. The record is from RefSeq and is a predicted model, not a curated record. The coding region runs from base 411 to 1862 and encodes 483 amino acids. Lineage: Eukaryota; Viridiplantae; Streptophyta; Magnoliopsida; Fabales; Fabaceae.